GCCCCCUCUCCGCUGCAUCCGCGGCGGCCUGAGGUGAGCUGAGGGGCGGGGGGUGCGGCGGCGGCGGCGCGGCCUGGAGGUGAGAGGGGUCCGGAGGGAGCAGGGCCUGACGGAUGCGGUGGUGGGGAGGGAGACGCCAGGCUGAUUUGGAAGGGGGCUGUAAGGGGGCUGUCGGAGUACGGUGUAGGCUCCGCGAGAGGGGAGCCCCCGUAGGCCGCGGCGCGGGGACGGGGGGCGGCUGUGGAGAGCCGUUCCGUGAGGCCUGGGGUUCCGAGCGCGGGGGGCUGCCCGGUGCUGGGCGUUAUGGGCCCACCGGGGCUUUGAGGCCGGGGGUCGGCUGAGAGCUCCGUCGGGCACGAAGGGCCCCACAGCUGCGCCCGCUCAGCGUCAGCGCAGCCUUCGGGAGGGUGAGGGGGGAUCCGGGGCUCCCCCGGCAGCGCUGCGGCUUUUUUCCUCCCUUCUGCUGAGCCCUGAACGUCCCCGGGCUGCGAGUACCGCUGACUCAGUCCUUCUCCUCCCCAUCACGCCGAGUUCCCCCGUUUGGGGCUUUGGCGUUUAUCUCCUUCGUUGUUAUGCCUCGUUAAUGACGGUUAAUAGCAGUUGAUGAUUUGUGUGUGCUGCCAGCGGUGCACUCGUGGGGGCUGUAACUCCACCAGCAUCAAAAGUUGUGCUCAGCUCCAACUGUUGUGCUGCCUGUCCCAAGCAUUGGGUUGUUGUGGUACCACCUGGAGUUCUGCCCUUUUGGGCUUUCCAGGCCCAAUGUGCUCUUAACAGCCGUCCCAUGAGCACCACUUCCCGAUAGAACGCCCUUAAAGGAGCAUUUAAAUGUUUUCUGAAGCCCUCAGCGGAAGGUUCUGGUUGGAUCCCGGAUGAAGGAGCUCAGAGGUGACUGCAGGAGGAUUUAACCUGAGACAACUGACACCAGCAGCCGCGUGACAAGGAGCAGCUUUCCCCAGGAAGAAGCCGUGCUGCUCUGUGGGGCUGUCAGCUGAAUUCUGACAGCUCCAGACCCCGCUUGCCCUCUCUGCUGCGAUUUUGCCAUCCCAGACCAAGCACCAUCCGCUCCCCUCCUCGACUGGAGGCCGUGUGUGAAUCACAGCUGCACUGCUCAAGGGCCACAACUUAUUUCCCCACCCCUCCUCCUCCUUCUCAUAUAGCUGCACAUUAGAGCAAACACACCGAGAUGUCUAAAAAGCAAAACCCAAAAGAUCCAUCUGGGUUCAUAUUUGAUGUGCAGUCCAACACCGUGAUGGCCCAAGGAGGAACCUUUGAAAACAUGAAGGAGAAGAUCAACGCCGUGCGUGCCAUAGUCCCAAACAGGAGCAACAAUGAGAUUGUCCUCGUGCUCCAGCAUUUUGACAACUGUGUGGACAAAACAGUGCAAGCGUUUAUGGAAGGUAACGCCAGUGAAGUACUGAAGGAAUGGACUGUCACAGGCAAAAAAAAGAACAAGAAGAAGAAAACCAAACCGAAACCGCAAGCCGAGGCGAGCCCUGGCCCUGCAGACCCCAGGAAAUUGGUGUCCACUGGAGAGGAGCAGUCAGCAAACUCGGAGAAGGGGGGAAUUAACGGUUUCCAUGUCAACGGCUGUGCCCACGACACGGAGUCGGUGGACUCGCUCAGCGAAGGGCUGGAUGCGCUUUCAAUUGAUGCCAGAGAGCUGGAGGAUUGCGAGCCCGCCGUGCCAGACAUGCCUGAGAGAACAGUGCCUCAACUAGAGAAUGGAAUUGCAGACCUCGACACCAAAUCUCUCACCGUGCACCCUGCCCAGAGCCCUUCGUCUCUCAGACAGCGUCCUGAUCAGCACAGCGCGAGCAGGUCCGGCUCCAGACCCACAGCCUCCACCUCCCUGCCUGCUGUGCGCCUGGAAAACGUCCCCUUCUCACCUGCAAACAAGAAGCUGGGUUCUAAUAUUGAAAAAUCAGUGAAGGAUCUCCAGCGCUGCACCGUCUCACUGGCUCGGUACCGGGUCGUGGUGAAAGAGGAAAUGGAUGCUUCCAUUAAGAAGAUGAAGCAGGUAUUUGCUGAGCUGCAGAGUAGCCUCAUGGAUCGCGAGGUGGCAUUGCUGGCUGAGAUGGACAAAGUGAAGGCAGAAGCAAUGGAGAUCCUGAUGAGCCGGCAGAAGAAGGCAGAGGCCCUGAAGAAGAUGACCGACGUGGCAGUGCGGAUGUCAGAGGAGCAGCUGAUCGAGCUCCGAGCCGAUAUAAAGCACUUUGUAAGCGAGCGCAAGUACGAUGAGGAGCUGGGCAGAGUGGCACGGUUUACAUGUGACCUUGAUGCAUUGAAGAAGAGCAUCGCUGCCUUUGGGCAAGUUUCCCACCCAAAGAACAGCUACUCCACCCGCUCCCGCUGCAGCUCCGUCACAGCCGUGUCCCCGAGCAGCCCCAGCAACGCCUCUGCUCCCUCCAGCCCUGCCUGUGCCUCUGCCAUCAGCCUUACCACAGUGAGCAAGAAGCCCCCAUCCUCCGUGGAGGCGGCCGUGGAGGGUGCAGGCAGCCAUCCCCCCCAGCCCCACCGAGAGGCUGCCCCAGGGAACAGGCGACCAGGACCACCGGGACCGCCGGGCUCCCGGCCCCAAUCCCACACCGCUCCCCCCCCUGCCAGGCGGCCCGGCGGCCCCCGGCACCGCAGCGGAGCGGGUCCGGCGCUUGGCCGGCACCAGAGCAGCCCGGGCAGCCCCCACCAGAUGCAACCCCCGGAGCCCGGACCUGCGGCCGGAGCUGCGGCCACGCACAGCAAAGGGCUCCCGCAGCGCAAACCCCGCGCCAGCCGCCAGGAGGGAGCCAGCUCCUGAGGCUUCCCCAUUUCUGCCCUGAGGGGACGAGACUGUAGGAAGCUCCUAGCUAGAGAUAUUAACAAAGGAAAGUUUACACUUCUCAGUUCUUGUGCCAUUAUUAUUAUUUUUUUUUUCCUUCCUUCUCUUUCUCUGACGUCUGCUUUGUGUUCUUCUCUCACAUCUACUGCACCUCCACCCGGGCUCAGGGCCCCUUUGCUGCUGUCACUGUUGCCUUUUUCUUUCCCCUCUAGAAAAUCUCCAUGGCUCUGGUGUCACUGUAGGCAGAGGGGGCCCAAACACAGCCCCCAGCCUCUUUGUCCCCGCUCUGCCCUGACCCCGGGGUCUCACAUUGAAGGAGCAACCCCGGGACAGCCCAGCCCUCGUGCUGGCAACGAGGACGAGUGCUGCAACACGAGAGUAGGGGGCAAUUUGGGGGAGCCAGGAGGGGUUUGUGGGGUCUGAACCCCCAGCGUUGUGCCAGCGGGACCCUGUGCACACUGCACACCGCGCCCUUCUCUGGUUUAUGUUGAGGGGAAAACUCUUGGUUUAAUUCACUUCCCUCUCUUGUCCGGACCCACCCUAAAUUAAACAGAGCAAUAUCAAUUAGCAGAGCUAAUCCUAGCUGCUACUAAGCGGCGAUGGCCAUUACUUAGCAUUGUCCAAAUAAAAGGCGAUGUUCGUGUUCA
Molecule: messenger RNA, 3462 nt
Organism: Gallus gallus (chicken)
Lineage: Eukaryota; Metazoa; Chordata; Aves; Galliformes; Phasianidae
Gene: SPATS2
Product: spermatogenesis associated serine rich 2
Exons: 13
Coding region: 1184-2794 (536 amino acids)
Cellular component (GO): cytoplasm
Molecular function (GO): protein binding
Source: RefSeq, a predicted model, not a curated record